This is a messenger RNA of Thermochaetoides thermophila DSM 1495, 1638 nucleotides long. RefSeq lists its product as uncharacterized. The coding region runs from base 1 to 1638 and encodes 545 amino acids. Gene Ontology annotation, molecular function: protein binding. NCBI's taxonomy places the organism in Eukaryota, Fungi, Ascomycota, Sordariomycetes, Sordariales, Chaetomiaceae. The transcript is spliced from 7 exons. The record is from RefSeq and is a predicted model, not a curated record.
AUGACCACUUCAGAUCUCGAUCUCCUGAAGGAGAUGGGCUUCGACCCGGCUAAGGCCGAGAUCGCCCUGAAGAAGGGGGGCGGCUUGCAGGGUGCGCUCAACUGGCUCGAGGAGAAUCAAGACAAAUCACUGGAGGAGAUCCAGGCCGAAGAGGCCAAGCCCGGCCCGGCCAUCACCGUCGGGCAGGGCGCCGAGUCGUCGGGUGCCGGACAGCAGGCCAGGUCUCUAGUUUGCAAUGAGUGUGGCAAGCGGUUCCGGAACCACGAUCAAGCGACCUUCCAUGCUGCUAAGACUGAGCACACCGACUUCUCCGAGUCGACCGAGGAGAUCGCUCCUCUGACGGAGGAAGAGAAAAAGGCCCGUCUCGAGGAGCUUCGCAGAAAGAUCAAAGAGAAGAAGGCGGCCCAAGCCGCCAAGGAGGCCGAGGAAGCCAAGCGGAACGAACAGAUUCGCUUGAAGAACACGAAAGAAGCUCAGGAUCUAAAGGAGGAGCUUCAGCGCAAGGAGCAGAUCCGUGAGGCCCAGCGCAAGAAACAAGAGAAGCUCGAGGACCUUGAGGCGAAGCGCCGCAUCAAGGCCCGCAUUGAGGCCGACCGUCUCGAGCGCAAGCGCCGCGAUGAGGAGGCCCGCGCUCUCCGUGAGGGCCGGCUCCCGAACACCGUGCAGCCUAACGCCCCCUCCCCAACGGCGUCUGCUGCUGCGGCAUUUGCCUCUUCUGGUUCUAGCACCGCCACGGCUCGGUUGCGCCUGCAGACCAAAAACGGAAAUUUGGUGAAGACUUACCCGAGCGAGACGACGCUCUUUGAGGUCGCACAGUCUAUUGAGGCCGAGGUGGGCGCGCCCGUGGAGAAGUUCUCGACUACGUUCCCUCGGAAGGUGUUCGAGAAGGUAGACUUUGGGCAGACGCUGGCCGAGGCUGGGUUGACGCCUAGCGCCGUGCUGGUGACCCUAAGUCUCAAGCCGCCCUCAGCCUUGGCCCCCGCAUCUCUCAUCCUCAGCGGGCUCGGCGCAACUCGCAACGAGCGGAGCCCCGCGCUGCGCGACCCCUCCAUCCCGUCGAUUGCCGACCCGCCGCUCUCUGUUCACUACCGAUCGGCCAUUGUACCUGACCCCCGUCCGAUCCUGUCGGUCGCCUCUCACGCCCUUAUUUAUACAUCCAAGCAUCACCCCAUGACCCGGCCUCUUCGUACUCUUUUGGCCAGAACAAACUCUGCUUGCACCACCGUUGCAAGAAAUUGUAGCGUUCCUAGUUUCAAACCCCGCUUUGCUCCUAUCCACAGAACAAUUGUGAGAACCAUGGCUACCGACGCUCCGAAGUUCGAGUGGCUUGUUGUUGUGCCCGACUUCCCUGGGGCGCAUGAAAAGAGGCUUGAGGUUCGGCCUCAGCACUUCGCCGGUCUGGGCCCCUUCAAGGAGUCUGGCGUCUAUCAGAUGGGCGGCGCCGUCCUCAACGACGUCCCCACUUCCGACGACCCCAAGGACUUCAGCUUCGCCGGCAGCACCCUGGUCGUGCAGGCCACUAGCCGCGAGGAGAUCAAGGAGAUCUUGCGCAAGGACGUCUACGCGCAGGUUGGUGUGUGGGAUGUCGAGAACGCCCAAAUCUGGCCUCUGCUGUGUGCCUUCAGGACCCAGAAAUAA